AAAACUUGAGAUGGCCGACAGAGAAAGAACUCUUUCCCGGAAGAGACAACGACUUCCUCCUCUACUUGAAGAAAGCGAAAGUGUCACUGCAACGAGAAUGGCGACUGUUGGUGAUGAUUCCGAGGAUGUGGUCACGGAGGCACAAUCAAAAACUCAAUCGGUGAAGCUACAGAGUUCAGAUGUUCUUGAUUGUCCCAUUUGUUUCGAGCCACUCAAGAAACCAAUCUAUCAGUGUACAAAUGGGCAUUUAAGUUGUUCGUCCUGCUGCAAGAAAAUGAACAAUAGAUGCUCGUUCUGUAGAUCGCCUAUCGGGGAUAUACGAUGCAGAGCCAUGGAGAAGGUUAUCGAAGCAACUAUAGUUCCAUGUCCAAAUGCGAAAUACGGGUGUAAAGAAAGCACAACGUAUGGAAAUGAAUCAUCAAGCCAUGAGAAGGUUUGUGUUUUCGCUCGAUGUUUCUGCCCCGUGCAAAACUGCAACUACGGUGGCUCUUACACUGAUCUCAAAGGCCAUGCUAAUGCUGCACAUUCUUGGAAAGAGUAUGGCCUGAUCUCGUUUGUGUUUGACCGUCCUUUAAUCUUUGGCAUGGACAUCAAUAAGAAGAAGAUGGUCGUGUUUCGGGAAGAGCAAGACGGUGAUUUGGUUGUAGUUCAGGCUUUUAAAGGAACCGAGGGCGUGUCCGUAACUGUGAGUUGUAUCGCACCUCUGGCUCCCGGAAUACGCAAGCUCUCUUGCAGUCUAGCAAAACUCAACCAGUACACCACACUAAGGCUUGGACUGAGGGUGAAGAAUAUUCAGAAAGUGAGUGAGCAAAUGCAGUUUGAAGAUGGUUUCAUGUUCAUUCCGUCUUAUAUGUUGAGUGGUGAUCACAUGAAGAUGCAGAUUUGCAUCGGCAGUGAUGAGUAUAAAUAUAUUCACAUCUGAACAAAAGAUGUGAAGAGCCCUUUAAUCUUUUUUGGUAAGUUAGGUUUGUUUGGCUCAUAAAAUCCUAACUUAUGGUUUUCUUUUAGCUGUUUCGUUUUGAUGAAUCACAUUGAGAUCUAUUUUGUUCAUAGUAAAGAUCUUGAUGCUGGUAUGUGUGUUCUCUUGAAUAUCUGAUUAUGUAAAAAAUCUGUAUACGCUUUGCAUCCGUCAAAUUGUAUGUUUUGGCGUAUUUUGUUGUAGUAUUCAAACUCUAGAAUGAUCAAACUAAUUGCGUUUGGUGUGCCAGAUAAGGUGCAGCAAGCUAUAUGUUUUUUUAGCCUGAUGAGUGGGCUUUUUGUUGUUUGGUCAGUUUCAUUGUAAUUGUGAUUGUGAUUGUGAUA
This is a messenger RNA of Camelina sativa (false flax), 1302 nucleotides long. RefSeq names its product E3 ubiquitin-protein ligase SINA-like 5. The record is from RefSeq and is a predicted model, not a curated record. NCBI's taxonomy places the organism in Eukaryota, Viridiplantae, Streptophyta, Magnoliopsida, Brassicales, Brassicaceae. Gene Ontology annotation, molecular function: zinc ion binding.